UUCGCUUCUUGUAUAUAAAUGAUGCUAUGGAGGUGCUUUUCGCGUUUUAUUGUUGGUGGUGCAAUAAUGGGUGGGAUUAGAGUUUUCUCGCAGGAAUUCUUGUUAUUGAUGACGCUUCUCGUUUAUGUGGCGCCUGGGGCUCACUCCUGGAGCAAAGAAGGUCAUGUUAUGACUUGCCGGAUCGCGCAGGCUCUUUUGGACCCUAAAGCAGCUGAUGCAGUUCAGAAUUUGCUGCCAGAUUAUGUCAAUGGAGACCUCUCAGCUCUCUGCACAUGGCCAGAUCAGAUUAGGCACUGGUAUAAGUACAGAUGGACCAGCUCCCUGCACUUCAUUGACACCCCAGAUGAGUCUUGUAGCUUUGAAUAUUCAAGGGAUUGCCAUGACCAGCAUGGAAAGAAGAACAUGUGCGUGGCCGGUGCCAUCCAGAACUUUACGUCUCAGCUAGCUCACUACAAAGAGGGAUCCUCUGAUCGCCGACAUAAUAUGACGGAAGCCCUUUUGUUUUUAUCCCAUUUCAUGGGAGAUGUCCAUCAGCCUUUACAUGUUGGGUUUACAAGCGAUGAAGGUGGAAACACUAUCGAAUUGCGUUGGUUCAAACACAAAUCUAAUCUGCAUCAUGUAUGGGACAGGGAGAUAAUACUCACUGCAAUUAAGGAGCUUUAUGACAAAGACAUGGAACUCUUCCAAGAAAGCAUUCAGAAAAAUAUCACUGAUGGGGCAUGGUUGGAUGAACUAUCGUUCUGGGAGGAGUGCCAUGAUCAUUUCUCCUGCCCGAAAAAAUACGCUACAGAGAGUAUAAGCAUCGCCUGCAAAUGGGGUUAUAAAGAUGUCACGCCUGGUGCAGUUCUUGCAGAUGAUUACUUUAGUUCGAGGCUGCCCAUCAUUGAGAAACGAAUUGCUCAGGGCGGGGUCAGGUUGGCCAUGACUCUGAACCGAUUAUUUGGUGAACACAACACCGGAAAUAUGGCAGCAACCUGAAUUCCACCAUGGAGAAUGCUAAUUCAUGUCAUUUUUUUCUGUAUGAUGGCACAUAACUAAUUGUUAUUGCUGACAAUCAUCAUUGUCCUUUUCCUGUUGACAAUACAGUCAACAAAUUAUGGGAUUGACAAUCCUGUUCUAGUAAAUGGUAUGCAAUGAUCGUCACGAAA
Messenger RNA from Amborella trichopoda, 1148 nucleotides. The record is from RefSeq and is a predicted model, not a curated record. NCBI's taxonomy places the organism in Eukaryota, Viridiplantae, Streptophyta, Magnoliopsida, Amborellales, Amborellaceae.